ACCAUACUCUCUGAUUUUCUGCAGCAAAGGACUUCGAAGCUUUUGAGGUGAAUUUUUCAGAAGAUAUCAGAUUCGAAUUUUUCAGGUAAUAACAAAUGGAAUUUUUUAGAGAACUUGGAGAACUCCGAGGUAACCAGGGUAAGGAAGAGGAAGAGAGUGUUAUGUCUGUAAAGCCUAUCGCCAUGAUAGUAUCGUCGGAACUGCAAGAUCUGUCGGAAACCUCUACGCUAGAGAGCAGUGCCAGUUCGAGUGCACAUGAGGGCUUUGGUGGUCAUCAUUCGUUGCCAUCUAAGGGGUCAUCGUUAGAAAGGACUGCAAGUGCUAGAGAAGGUGUGGGAGAGGGCCAUAAGCAGUCCUUUGUUGGAAAAUGUGGGCGUGGAUGUGAAUGUGCCCCUGUUGCAGGUUGGGAGAACAAGACCAUAAGUGGUAGACUAAGCAACCUUCGCAAGGCACCGCAGACAUUGGGUGCUGGAUUUAGGUUCAGAGCGAACCUUCAUCAUGAGGUAGCAGAUAGCGCCACCUCCAUAAAAGGAUAUAAGAGACUGGAGGACAUAGUGAGGCAGUAUCACGUCCCCAGAACAAUUUUGAUUCGAAUUGGCACCAGGAACAAAAGGGCCUGCACAGUGUCGCAAACAAGGUGGAUACCAGUGUAUGUGGAUCACUUCAAUGCCAGCCUGCGAUUCCCUCUACCAGGGCUAAUUUUUGACAUUCUGGCAGAGCUAGAGAUACUGGCCAGAGCAGUUGUGUUCAGAUCGCUUUUCUUGUGCCGGUUAAGUCCCACUCGAACGAGGUGGCACUACAUUUCUGGGAGAGAAAAGAUGAUGAUUUUCAACUAUGUGAGGAAUAAGGUCUCCAGAUGGAAGAGACAAUUCGUUUUUGUCAAGGAUACACGAACAGAGAGGAUCAGAGCAGAGGGGUUAGUUGAUUUGGAGGCCCUAGUUACCCCUGAGGUGCUCACUAUGCAUGGGUUUAUGGAUGUCGCAAUCCUAUUCAGUGAAGGAGAGAUGAGUAGCAUGCUUGAGAGACAGCGUGAACGAGCUCAGCGCUCACAAACUCGAGUGCUGGGUCUAGCACGCAUAGGCAGACGAGCUUUGACAAGCGACUGCUUGUGUGCUCGCGAAGACUCUAACGUUGAGGAUGACAUGCCACUGAUUCGGUGUAGAUUGAAUUUUGGGACUCAAUCUGGUGCGGCGUUAAGCUAUUCGGUGGCUUUGUUUGAGAAUGAGCAGGCAGCUCGCGGGCAAAAUUGUGAGCUGAAUGACACUUGCAAGCGUUUGACAUCUGACAAGGCGAGCUUGGAGGAUGAGGUUAACCAUUUGCAAAGCUUGGAGAUGGCUGACAAGGCUGCAUCAGCUGAGAGCUGGGCUGAUGAGUUGGCCAACAAAGUCAACCAGCUAAAGGAGGAGUUGAAGAAGGAUGUCGUAGCUGUGGCCUCCAUGAACACCACGACGGAGAUCUUUAAUGACGUCUGUCAAAAAGUACUAAAGUACCAAUCAGACUUUCCAAUAGGCAAGUUGGCGUUUGUUGAAGGUGAAGAGUUUGAUGAAGAGGGUAAGAGCCUUGCUUCCCCUACUGACACCAUUGUGCGGCUAAGGUGGGAGCUAAACGAAGAUGGACUGCCUAUAUGGCCUCCAUCUAUCUUGGAAGAGGGGGAGGAUUUUGAGAACUUGCCCAGGUUCGACUCCUGGGUGGGUGACGCACCUGAAGAGGAAGCUGAACCCUCAAGAACCCCACCUACACCUCAACCCAUCACCACUGCUACUGUUCCUUCUCCAGCUCGUGCUGACGCAUCCGUUCCCAUUGAUUCCCAUUGAUUUAAUAGAUGAUUAGAAUUUAGGCUUUAUCUUUUUCUUUUGAAUUUUUGGUGUUAAUAUUUCCAUGUCUAGGACAGAUUUUUGUACUUGCUCUGAUAUUAUAUGUAACACUUUUGCAAGAAAUACAACUAGACAUUUUUUUGGAAUGUUUUGUGUAUUAUGCACAUUGUAUUUAUACAUUUUUCAUUCUCUCAGCAUGCUGAGCAACAAUACAAAUUAAUUGUAAUA
This is a messenger RNA of Rubroshorea leprosula, 2042 nucleotides long. The record is from the annotation of a GenBank genome assembly. Lineage: Eukaryota; Viridiplantae; Streptophyta; Magnoliopsida; Malvales; Dipterocarpaceae.